Setaria italica (foxtail millet) is the source of this 3021-nucleotide messenger RNA. RefSeq names its product probable LRR receptor-like serine/threonine-protein kinase At3g47570. The record is from RefSeq and is a predicted model, not a curated record. Gene Ontology annotation, biological process: protein phosphorylation. Gene Ontology annotation, molecular function: ATP binding; protein kinase activity; protein binding. Lineage: Eukaryota; Viridiplantae; Streptophyta; Magnoliopsida; Poales; Poaceae.
AUGGCCACUGCAAGCAGCUCGUUCAUCCUGGUGCAAUUGUUGGCCAUCUCAGUGUCCGUUCUGGUUACUGGUGUGGCUUCUGCUUCUUCGUCUUUCCCAGGCUCAAGUCCAACUCCAAACAUCAAUGGCAGCGAGACCGACCUCGCCGCGCUGCUGGCUUUCAAAGCUCAGCUCUCGGAUCCUCUCGGCAUCCUUGCCAGAAGCUGGACAACCAACGUGUCCUUCUGUGGCUGGUUCCGCGUGUCAUGCAGCCGCCGUCAGCAGCGCGUCAUCGCGCUAUCAUUGCCCGAUGUGUCCCUCAAAGGAGAGCUCACCCCACAUCUCGGUAACCUCUCUUUCCUCAUGCUGCUCAACCUCACAAACACCGGCCUCUCCGGCGCAAUUCCUGCCGAUCUUGGUAGGCUGUCUCGGCUUCGGAAACUAGAUCUCGGUAGAAAUGGCCUCUCAGGCUCCAUUCCUAGUACCAUGUUCAACAUGUCACUGCUGCAAGUCAUGUCACUCGGACGUAACAAUCUAACUGGAUCGAUUCCUAGCAAUCAAAAUUUUAGCCUACCGGUGCUUCGGAAGUUAAACUUGGAACAUAACAACUUUGAAGGUCCGAUACCACAGGAGCUUUCAGCGUGCCAGCACCUGCAAUAUCUCUCUUUGGCCCACAAUUCUUUCUGUGAUACUGUGCCAACGUGGUUGGCUGAACUGUCACAGCUCAAAACUAUUUUCUUGGGAAGAAAUCACCUUGUUGGAUCUAUCCCAGCUGUUCUUAGCAACCUCACCGGUCUUACUAAACUAGACCUCUCUUUCUGCAACCUGACCGGUGACAUUCCAACUGAAUUAGGCCUAAUGAGAGAACUCUCGUAUCUGCAUCUCGGAAACAACCAGCUAGCAGGUCCAAUACCAACCAGUCUCACAAAUUUAUCUAAGAUGUCUGACCUUAUUCUGCAAAAAAAUCAGUUGUCUGGAUCAGUACCAGCCACACUUGGGAACAUCCGAGCUCUGAAGAACCUUAAACUGCAACUUAAUAAUUUAAAUGGAGAUCUUGACUUCCUGUCCUCCCUUUCCAACUGUAGACAACUCCAGGUGCUUGCCAUAUCUUCAAAUUCUUUCAGUGGGGGACUCCCUGACCAUGUGGGAAACCUGUCUACAUAAUUACGUAAGUUUUAUGCGGACCAUAAUAAGAUAACAGGUGUGCUUCCAUCAACCUUGGCAAAAUUAAGUGGUCUUGACAGCCUUGAUCUUAGCAAAAACCUACUCACGGGAGCAAUACCAGAAUCGAUCACGUCGAUGAAAAAUCUUGUGUACCUUGAUGUCUCAGGCAAUGACAUGUCAGGCCCUAUCCCAACACAAAUCGGUAUGAUGAAAAGCUUACAGAGGUUGUAUCUCCGUGGAAACAAAUUUUUUGGCUCUAUACCCAAUAGCAUUGGCAACCUUACAAAUCUAGAAUACCUCGUGAUGCGCAACAACCACUUCAAUUCAACAAUACCGGCUAGCUUAUUCCACCUGGAUAAACUUAUCGAACUAUCUCUUUCUCACAAUUAUUUUUCUGGUGCCCUACCAGCUGAUGUUAGUGGACUAAAACUGGCGGAUCAAAUUUACAUAUCUUCCAACAUGUUGACUGGAAAAAUUCCAGAAUCGUUUGGACAGCUUAGGAUGCUCGCUCAGCUAGAUUUAUCACACAACUCAUUUCAGGGCACGAUCCCAGAAUCGUUUCAAGAGCUGACCAGCUUAGAAUUAUUGGAUAUCUCCUCCAACAAUCUCUCUGGUGCCAUUCCCAAGUUCCUUGCCAAUUUCACCUCUUUGACAACCUUGAAUCUCUCCUUCAAUAAGUUAGAAGGCAAGAUACCAGAGGGAGGCAUUUUCUCAAACAUCACAUUGACAUCACUGAUUGGGAAUGCUGGCCUAUGUGGUUCUCCUCGUCUAGGAUUUUCACCAUGUCUUGAGAAGUCUGACUCAACUGACAGACAUUUGCUAAAACUUCUACUCCCUGCUGCCACCAUAGCAUUUGUUUCUAUUGUUCUCUGUGUUUACCUAAUGAUCAAAAGGAAACUUAAAAACAAGAGAGUCCAUGCCUCUGUUGCUGGCCUAAGUGAUGUCAUGAGACAUAGGUUAAUCUCCUACCAUGAGCUUGUUCGCGCCACUGAUAAUUUUUCUGACAAUAACCUGUUGGGGACUGGUAGCUUUGGAAAAGUUUUCAAGGGCCAACUGAACACCGGUUUGGUGGUUGCGAUAAAAGUUCUAGACAUGCAGAAGGAACAAGCAAUUAGAAGCUUCGAUGCUGAGUGCCGUGCGCUUCGCAUGGCUCGACACCGGAAUCUGAUAAAGAUUUUGAACACCUGCUCCAACCUGGAUCUCAGAAUAUUGGUGCUUGAGUACAUGCCCAAUGGAAGCCUGGAUACACUCCUACACUCUGAAGGAAGAAGGCACUUGGGGUUCCUCAAGAGACUCGAUAUCAUGCUGGAUGUGUCGAUGGCGAUGGAGUAUCUACACCAUGAGCACCACGAGGUAGUCCUGCACUGUGACUUGAAGCCUACCAACGUGCUAUUUGAUGAUGACAUGACGGCGCAUGUAGCGGACUUUGGAAUAGCAAAGUUUCUAUUGGGUGAUGACAACUCCAUGAUCACCACAACCAUGCCUGGAACACUUGGGUACAUGGCACCAGAGUAUGGAUCUCUAGGAAAGGCAUCACGCAAGAGUGACGUGUUCAGCUACGGGAUCAUGCUCCUUGAAGUUUUCACUGGAAAGAGACCCACGGAUCUGAUGUUUGAUGGAGAACUGAGCAUCAGGCAGUGGGUUCAUCAGGCAUUUCCAUCUGAACUUGCAUCUGUUCUGGAUGACCAGCUCCUGCAGGAAGCUUCUUCUACCUGCAACCUGAAUGAUUCUCUUUUGCCAAUAUUAGAGCUGGGAUUGCUCUGCUCAAGUGACUCGCCUGAACAAAGGAUGUCAAUGAGCAGUGUGGUGUCCAAACUGAAGAAGAUCAAAAAGGAUCGAAAAACGACAUCAGCAACAAUGAAGAGCGCUGCCCAGUAA